AGUGGCGAGCGCACUCGGCCGCCGCCGCUCCCCAGCUCCAGCCGCUCCGCCACCCCUCCUCCCGGCCCAGCUCUGGCGUGGAGGCUAACCCACUGUGAGCAACUCCCUUAGAAAAAAGCCGCCGCAUUGGCCGGGGCUGGCCGCAGGACCCCUCCUCCCGGGGCGCCCCCACUCCUCCCCCGCCGCUCCGGGCGCCCGCCUCCCUCCGCCGACUGUCUCCCAGCACGCCGGCCCACAGCCCUUUUGACUGCUAGCGGCGGCUGCCGAGCAGAGGCGGCGACGCGGGACCUGCAGUCGCCCGGGAUUCCCUCCAGGUGACGAUGCUCUGGUUCUCCGGCGUCAGGGCUCUGGCUGAGCGUCCUUGUCGACGCUCGCCUGGGAUUACCUGCUGCGUCUUGCUGCUGCUCAAUUGCUCCGGGAUCCCCACGUCCCUGGCUUCCUCCUUUCUGACAGGGUCGGUUGCAAGAUGUGAAAAUGAAGGGGAAGUCCUCCAGAUCCCAUUUAUCACAGACAACCCUUGCAUAAUGUGUGUGUGCUCGAACAAAGAGGUGACUUGCAAGAGAGAGAAGUGUCCCGUGCUGUCACGGGACUGUGCGCUGGCCAUUAAGCAGAGGGGUGCAUGCUGUGAGCGAUGCAAAGGUUGUACCCAUGAAGGAAGAACCUACAACAGCUCUUCCAAAUGGCAAAGCCCAACUGAGCCAUGCGUCCUGCGCCAGUGCCAGGAGGGCGUUGUCACAGAGUCUGAGGUACGCUGUGUUGUUCAUUGUAAAAACCCCUCAGAGCAUCCAGGAGCCUGCUGCCGUACCUGUCCAGGCUGUGUGUUUGAAGGUGUGCAGUACCGAGAAGGAGAAGACUUCCAGCCAGAAGGAAACAAAUGUAUCAAGUGUUCUUGUGUUGGAGGCAGGACACAGUGCGUGAGAGAAGUCUGUCCCAUUCUCUCUUGUCCCCAGCACCUUAGUCACACACCCCCAGGACAGUGCUGCCCCAAAUGUUUGGGUCAGAGGAAAGUGUUUGACCUUCCUUCUGGGAGCUGUCUAUUUCGCAGUGAUGUUUAUGACAAUGGAUCCUCGUUUACCUAUGAUAACUGCACAGUAUGUACUUGCAAGGACUCUACAAUGGUGUGUAAAAAGAAGUGCUCCCACCCUGGUGUCUGUAACAACGAUGAGGGUGCCUGUUGUGAAGAGUGUCUCCUAAGGGUGCCCCCAGAAGAUGUCAGAGUAUGCAAGUUUGGCAGCAAGAUUUUCAGGGAUGGAGAGAUGUGGUCCUCAGUCAACUGUAGCAUCUGUGCUUGUGUGAAGGGGAAGACAGAGUGUCGUAAGAAGCAGUGCAUUCCUGUCAGCAGCUGCCCACAGGGUAAAAUUCUCAACAGAAAAGGGUGCUGUCCUAUUUGCACUGAAAAGCCCGGUGUGUGCACAGUAUUCGGAGAUCCCCACUACAACACUUUUGAUGGACGGACAUUUAACUUUCAGGGGACCUGUCAGUACGUCUUGACAAAAGACUGCUCCUCCCCUGCCUCACCCUUUCAGGUGCUGGUGAAGAAUGACGCAAGGCGUACCCGCUCCUUCUCCUGGACCAAGUCUGUGGAGCUGGUGCUGGGUGAGAGCACAGUCAGCUUGCAGCAGCACCUCACUGUGCGCUGGAACGGCUCGCGCAUCGCGCUGCCCUGCCAGACGCCCCACUUCCACAUCGACCUGGAUGGCUACCUCUUGAAGGUGACCACCAGAGCAGGUUUGGAGAUAUCCUGGGAUGGAGACAGUUUUGUGGAGGUCAUGGCUGCCCCUCAUCUCAAGGGCAAGCUCUGUGGCCUUUGUGGCAACUACAAUGGACACAAGCGGGAUGACUUGAUUGGCGGAGAUGGGAACUUCAAGUUUGAUGUGGAUGACUUUGCUGAGUCGUGGAGGGUGGAGUCCAAUGAAUUCUGCAACAGACCACAGAGAAAACCAGUGCCUGAGCUAUGUCAAGGCACAGUGAAGGUGAAGCUUCGAGCCCACCGAGAAUGCCAGAAACUCAAGUCCUGGGAGUUCCAGACCUGCCACUCAACGGUGGACUAUACCACUUUCUACCGGUCCUGUGUGACAGACAUGUGCGAAUGUCCAGUCCAUAAAAACUGUUAUUGUGAGUCAUUUCUGGCUUAUACCCGUGCCUGCCAGAGAGAGGGCAUCAAAGUGCACUGGGAGCCUCAGCAGAGCUGUGCAGCUACCCAGUGCAAACAUGGUGCUGUUUAUGAUACCUGUGGCCCUGGAUGUGUAAAGACCUGUGACAACUGGAAUGAGAUUGGCCCAUGCAAUAAGGCAUGUAUUGCAGGCUGCCACUGUCCAGCAAAUCUGGUUCUUCAUAAGGGGAGGUGCAUCAAGCCAGUCCUCUGUCCUCAGCGAUGACCUUUGUUCUAGUCCAUAGACUUUGAAAUCUAGUGUCUCUGACACUUACAUGGAAGAGCCAAUGAAGGACUGUAGUAUUUAUGCGCCUGAUUCUGCAAAUACACAGAGUAUAUAUGUGUGUAUAUAUAUAGAUAUAUUCAAAACAUUUCAUCAUUUAUAUAAACUAUAGGUGGAUUAUUAUAUGUAUAUUUUUUGCUAUAAGACAUGUGUUAUUUCUAGAAUCCUAAUAUCUAAGCCAUUGGAUGCAUCAUAUAAAUACACAGGUGCUUUUAAUUUAAUAAGGUGGCAUGCAGACCUAUCAGGUGUCUUUAAUGUUGCAUACAUGUGUCAUUCCUGGCAAUUUCAUAAGAGCCUUCCUGCCUGCCUGCAUUAAUUUAAGAUUUGUGUCAGGAUCUUUGAGUGGAAUAUUGUUUUGGAGAAGGGCACUUUGCCUAGGGUAUUUCAUAUUUCCAAAGACUGGAAUGUAUGCCAGAGAAAGAUGGCAUUGGACUGGGGGUGGGCCCUGAGGAGUGAAAACCGGAGGGAGGCUCUUGCACUUCACUGGACCAUAGCUGGAUAUUGUUUCCAAAACUGGAUAGUUGCCAAGAAAUGUGUAUUUUUUUUCAUUAGGUUAUUGAAAAAAAUCAAAUUAUUUCUUUUCAUUUUUGCAUACUCCAUGAGUCUCCUCAUUAUUUAUGUGUGUAAUGGAUAUGGCCAUUUGUAUGUCAUGCACUGAAGUCAAAAGGUGUCUGAAUGACAUUUUAUUGAACAUGAGAAGAUAUUUGGAGAAAUCAUUGCACAAC
Molecule: messenger RNA, 3160 nt
Organism: Acomys russatus (golden spiny mouse)
Lineage: Eukaryota; Metazoa; Chordata; Mammalia; Rodentia; Muridae
Gene: Bmper
Product: BMP binding endothelial regulator
Exons: 15
Coding region: 321-2378 (685 amino acids)
Molecular function (GO): protein binding
Source: RefSeq, a predicted model, not a curated record